Messenger RNA from Arvicanthis niloticus (Nile rat), 1034 nucleotides. Lineage: Eukaryota; Metazoa; Chordata; Mammalia; Rodentia; Muridae. The record is from RefSeq and is a predicted model, not a curated record.
CCUGAUUCUCUCUGGACUCUGAAGCACCCCAGUGUCCCUAGACAGGACAUUCUCCCCUUCCUGAUGGCUCUGCUGGUCUCACUUCCUGGAGGGACUCAGGCCAUGGCUCAGAUCCUGCUUCUUCUGCUGUCAGCAGCAUGUCUGCUCACUGGAAACUCAGCAAGAUACAUCCCAGGAAAGGACUAUGGGGUCAACCAACCAGCAAAUGUCUCUGGAGUCCAGUGUGGCUCCAUUGAGAUCCCCUUCUCCUUCUACUUCCCCUGGAAGUUGGCCAAGAAUCCACAGAUGAGAAUAAGCUGGAGAUGGAAGGGCUUCCAUGGAGAAUUCAUCUACAACUCCACCCCACCUUUCAUACAUGAGCACUUCAAGGACCGGAUCAUCCUGAACUGGACACAGGGUCAGACAUCCGGAGUCCUCAGAAUCCUGAACUUGAAGGAGGCUGACCAGGUCCUGUACUUUGGCAGAGUUUCUCUGAAAACAACAGAAGGCAUGAAGAAGUGGCAGUCUAUUCCUGGGACCCAACUCAAUGUGACCAAUGGCACCCCCACCCCCAGUACACUUCCAAGGACCACUGCUGCUACAACUUCUGCACACACCCAAAAUGACGGAACAGAAGGCAACAGGACAGAGAACAACGGUGACCUGGAUCUGCAAACCACAAUUGGGUUGGCAGUGGCUGCUGCUGGGUUCCUGGCUGGGGUAUUGGGGUUGAUAGCAUUCCUCAGGUGGAAGAGAAGGCAAGGCCAGAGGACUAAAACUGAAACCCCAGCCAGAAAGCCAUUGGAAACCAGUGAGAAACGUGAGAGUGUUGGCCAUGAAGGGCAAUGUAUGGACCCCAAAGAGAACUCCACGGACAAUAACAUUGUAUAUGCCUCCAUCUCCCUCUCAAGUCCAACCUCACCCGGAACAGCGCCCAGCCUGCCUGUCCACAGGAACCCCCAGGAAGAGGCUGUGUACUCCAUCAUAAAGGCUAAAUGAGCUGCACGGCUCUGACUUGAACCAUGGGGCAGGUCAGCAUCUUCAGCAUCUAACAG